Messenger RNA from Polypterus senegalus (gray bichir), 2447 nucleotides. It is a transcript of the gene cog4, whose product is annotated as component of oligomeric golgi complex 4. Bases 49 to 2343 code for a protein of 764 amino acids. The transcript has 19 exons. Lineage: Eukaryota; Metazoa; Chordata; Cladistia; Polypteriformes; Polypteridae. The record is from RefSeq and is a predicted model, not a curated record.
ACCACGCACUUCCGGGGGCCCAAAGGUUGACGUAGCAACACAGGCAAGAUGGCGGAACGGGCAGUGAGGAUCCCGGAAAGGAUCGAGGAAAUUACCGAACCGGAGGAGUUGGAGAGGCUUUACCAGCAGCUUUGCGAAGAGGAGAGGACUGUGGAAGCUGAACUAGAGUCAUUUGUCAACCAGAAAGGAAGCAUUGCAGCCAAAAUGAUUGCACUGCAGCGCAUGGGGCCCAAUCUGCAACUUAUUGAGGGGGAUGCAAGUCAGCUCUCUGGAAUGAUCAAAUUCACCUGUAACCUGGCAGAAAAUGUCAGCAGCAAAGUGAGGCAACUGGAUCUAGCCAAGAACCGUAUCUAUCAAGCUAUUCAGCGUGCAGAUGAUAUCCUUGAUCUGAAGUUUUGCAUGGAUGGGGUGCAGACAGCUCUACGCAAUGAGGACUAUGAACAGGCUGCUGCCCAUGUUCACCGUUACCUCUCCUUGGACCAGUCUGUUAUUGAGUUGAGCAGGCAAGGUGGAGAAGACAGUAUGUUGGAUACAAACGUAUCCCUUCUGCAAGAGGCAGAGCAACACCUGAAAGUCAUUGUUGCUGAAAAGCUGGACCAGGCUAUCAAGGAGGGUGAUCUGCCUCAAGUAGAACGCUUCUUCAAGAUCUUUCCUUUGUUAGGACUUCAUGAAGAGGGGUUGGGUCGCUUCUCCCAGUAUUUGUGUACUCAGUUGGCUAGUAAAGCAGCUCAAAAUCUGCAACUCGCUAUGGGAAUGGAGCUGAGUGAGACCCGUGCAGCUUUGGUGUUUGCAGAUACACUGACUCUGCUCUUUGAGGGGAUUGCACGUGUGGUGGAGACACAUCAGCCUAUUGUGGAGACUUACUAUGGCCCUGGGCGCCUCUACACUCUUAUCAAGCAUAUACAAGUGGAGUGUGACCGUCAAGCAGAGAAAGUGGUGGAUAAAUUCAUUGAACGAAGAACUUACCAUCGAAAGUUUCAGGUUGUCCAAAACAACAUGAUGAGGAACUCAUCAGAAAGGAUAGAGCCAAGAGAACUUGACCCAAUUCUCACAGAAGUCACUUUGAUGAAUGCGCGUGCUGAACUAUACCUCCGAUUCUUGCGGCGGCGCAUCACCUCGGACUUUGAGGUAGCGGACUCUGCCGCUCCAGAAGGAAUUACUCAGGAGCAUCAAAAGUCGCUGGAGAAGUUACUGAAUGAUUGUCUACUGAGCCGCAACAUGCAAGAGCUAAUUGGUUAUUAUAUAACCAUGGAGGAGUAUUUUAUGAAGGAGACAGUGAACAAGGCAGUAGCAAUGGACACCUAUGAAAAGGGGCAGCUGACCUCCAGUAUGGUUGAUGACUGCUUCUACAUUGUGAAAAAAUGUAUUGGCCGGGCCUUGUCCAGUUCCAGCAUUGAUUGUUUAUGUGCCAUGAUCAACCAUGCCACAUCAGUUCUCGAGUCCGACUUCAGAGAAGUCCUGUUUAACAAAUUGCGUCAGGGUUUUCCAGCUACAACCUUACAGGACAUUCAGAGAGGUGUAAGCAGUGCUGUCAGCUUAAUGCAGAGUAGCUUGCAGCAGGGCAAGUUUGACACCAAAGGCAUUGAGAGCAGUGAAGAGGCAAAGACCUCCUUCCUGGUCACCCUGAACAACGUGGAGAUCUGCAGUGAAAACAUUAUGACUCUGAAAAGAACCCUAGAGAAUGAUUGCGCUAAACUCUUCAGUCAGGGAUCUGGCAAAGGAGACCAAGCUCGUGCCAAGAUUGAUAGCUGCCUUUCAGACCUGGUGGCUGUCUCCAGCAAGUUCAAAGACUUACUGCAGGAAGGCCUUACAGAGCUGAAUACAACUUCCAUCAAGCCACAGGUGAAGCCCUGGAUCACAAGCCUGCUUUCCAUUUCUCACAACAUCGAGGAGGAGGAGUUUAAUGAGUAUGAGGCCAAUGAUCCCUGGGUACAGCAGUUCAUUGUCAGCUUGGAACAGCUCACUACAGAAUUCAAAGCAGGCCUUUCGUCAGUUAUCUAUGAUAAUCUGACCAGUCUGAUAACUAGCCUUAUUGCCACUGAGCUGGAGAAAACAGUCUUCAAAUCUAUCUUUAGCCGGCUGGGUGGACUCCAGUUUGACAAGGAGCUCCGGUCCCUAAUUGCAUACUUGACUACAAUCACCACUUGGACCAUUCGAGACAAGUUUGCACGGCUUACUCAGAUGGCCACCAUAUUAAACCUAGAAAGGGUGACAGAAAUACUGGACUAUUGGGGUCCUAACUCUGGCCCCCUGACAUGGAGAUUGACUCCAGCGGAGGUCAGACAAGUACUGGCACUCAGGAUUGACUUUCGUAGUGAGGACAUAAAGAGGCUAAGACUGUAGGUCAAACGCACCGACUCUUCCUUACCAUGCUACCUUAACCAGUUUGGUAUAUUGGAAUCCUGAUUUAUUUAUUAUAGGGAAGAAAGCAAUGGUUUUACAAAAAA